UGCCUCAGUCUAACACACUCGUGCAGUUGUGGAUGCUUCACUGGAUUCUGGGAGGAUUAAACUGAACUUCUGAUUGACAAACACCAUGAUGCAGAUUUCAAACUGUACAAACUGAGAGACCUUUACCUGCUGCAGGGGGGGAGAAAACUUUUCUUCAAUGUCUAAUUAAGGGAGUUUUUGUUCUAAACCAAAAUCAUGUUCAACACCUACAUAAAGAGUCUGAAUGAUAUGGUAUUUUCCACGUCUGAGACCCCCGACGAGCAGCCGAGCACCGGGGUCCUGGGCCGUAUUGGGAGCUGGUUAUCUCCAUGGAAGGCAAAGGGUCCAAAGAGUCCCACUGAAGAUGACUCCCCAACCAGUGAUCAGGCUCGUUGGUCAGGGGAAGGCAAGGAGAGUGAGGAGUCUGUGAGACCCUGGGCGGGGGAACAACAGUGGAAGGAGAAGGAGGAGGAGAAGGACCACAGCUCUGGUCCCAAUACGCUGGGACUCUCCAGAGACAGUUUCCUUUGUGAGAGGAGGGACGCCACACAGUCUGCCCGCAGACACGACUCUGCUGGCGCUGACCGGGCCCACACCCAGAGACAAGCACAGGCCCAGGCAGGCAGGAGGCUCCAUGUGUACCUGGAGGACACCAGCGUGUUUCACCACGGCCAGGACACAACAAAGGAAGUCGUUCGCACUAAAGUCCCAAAAAGCCUACAGAUCCUCCAAAAGACAAAAUCAUCCCCUAGUUUAGAUCUACCAAACAGCCCAACCUCAACAAGUGCAGAGAGCAGAGGGACAAAUGUGAGGCCUGCAGCUGAGGCACAGAGUUAUUACAGCGAUCCAGUGGGAGUGCCACGGAAAUCACACAAAGACCCAGAGUUAGAGCCUGAACUUGAUCAAGAGCAAACAGAGGCAGACAGCAUGGGGCGUAAAAAUCCAGCCAAGAGGAGACAGAGAAAGAACUCUCAGGGAGAUGGGGGGAGCAGCCCCCAGGAGAAAAUGCCUCCCAGUGCACAGCCUGUCCCAGAGGGUUCCCUCUCAUCAGAUAACCCAGUGACCAGUGCUCAGGGCAAAAGUCCAAGCACUCACAUGGGAGAGCCGUCUGAAAACUCCUCCCCCAAUCUAAACCUCACCUCUCAGGCCUUGCCUAAGGGAGGGGAAAACAAGACUUCCUGCUCUGAUAGCGACAAGCAAUUGGACAGCUUCCAGGAUUCAAACUCAGUCGUUGCAGACACUCUGGUGCGGGCGGUUGAUGGGGACGCAGACAUGGAGGAGGACAGCAGCCUUUACAAAGUGGAGAGGAAGACGGAGACGCCGGAGUCUAAACGCAGGAGUAUGAAGGUUUCCCGGAGCGAGGUGAAGUUCUUUAGUAAACAUGUGCCGCUGAAACCCGGGCAAAAUCCAGCGGGAGACGGCCAGGAUUAUAAAUCUAAGUCAAAGAAUGACCAAGGCGAAGAAAAGGAAAAACCCAAACCGGAGACUAAUGCAAGACUACAAGAUCCGAAGAAAACCGCAGAGGAGCCAAAACAAGUCGUCGGUCGGAUCACAGAUAAAAUCAGCCUCUUUGAGCGCCAGCAGGGGGUGGAGGGCUUCAAGAAGACCUUCCAAACCCCGAGAAGCGCCGACGUCUCUCCGGUCAGGAGAGCCACAGACAGGCUGAAAGCAAUUCCCGAGUUGUCAUUCCAGAGGUCAAAAUCGGCCGAACGCCACGACACGAUCAAGUCCAAGGCCGGGCCACUGGUUGGGGAGAAACCAAUGACAAUCAAGGAACGAGUGAGGAACUUAACGGAGGCCUCGAAGUCAGAGGCUAAGCCUGCACUGCCACAGAAGCAAACCAUGACAGGAAUGUCUCAAAAAUCCACAUCCUCUUUGGCAGCCGCUGCCGUAGAGUUGCCAGAACGGGACAGUCAGGGUAAACUGGAUGCGAAAACAGCCAAGUCAGAGAUAACAAUAAAACCUGAUGGACGAGAUACCACGUCCGUAGGGGUAAAUAUUUCCAUUCCAAAGGAUCAACCGACAGACUCUAAGAAAACAGACACAGCGACCUAUAAAGCAGGAGAUCAGGGUGUGAAACCUAAGAACAUUGAGUCAGACAUAUCGGCUAAAGUAACGGCUGAUUCUUCAGAAACCGCUGGUGACAUUAGUCAGCUGCCCAAGGGUCCGAGCAGAACGGGCUCGCGCUCUAAAAGAAGGAAAAGCAGAGAUCCUAAAAGUCCCCUCAGCCCAGACAGCGAAAACAGAUCUACACCCAGAGAGCCUACAAGUCCCAUCAGCCCAAACAAGCAGGUGGAUAAUACAGUGGUGUCUGCCUCCAAAAAGCUCACAGCCAAAGUUUCAUCCUCAUCUGAUGAAGGAAACACAUCAGAAAAACCUUCGCUGUCUGAUGCCAAACAAAAAGCUUUUAAAAAGGAAGCGGAUGUUUCUGAAAAACUGAAAAAGCAGGUUGACUCCUCACUUACAAAGAAGAAUGUUGACAAACCAGCGAACGCACAGAAGGGACUCCCUGAUCCGUCUGUCAACAGAGACGAACCUGAUGCCCCCGUUCGUAACAGAGGAACAAGGAAGCCCAUUGACAAGGAUCCUGUAACUUUACCCCGAAAGGAGGAAAAGGCCGGGGGUCUGGUGUUCACACAGGAGAGAGAAAAGGCCUCCAAGGGCAGCGGGGAGAAUUCAGCCCCCUCUCCCUCUGCUGACCAGCCUCCCUCGAAGGAGCAGGCCUCACCGGUUGAAAACCUCAAAUUAGAUAAAGAGUGUGCUGUUCAACACGACUCGAGAAGCAAAGAAAAAGUGAGGCAGCCCGGUCAGAGAGACAAAGGGCAAAAAUCGCAACCUCAAGACAAGAACACGGACUCGAUAAAGCCGACUGAGAGGGAGGAUGCCGAGAGGCAAGAGAAGUCGGGGAGUGAAAAUGCAAAUCAGACUGAGAAGAAAGACAAAGAUAAAACACAGCUGCUCCAGCGUUCAGAUUCCAAGACAGAGGGUGGUCAAGGUGACUCGGGGAAGGAGGGAAAGGCUGCGAAGGGCGAUGAAAGAAAAGUCGCUGAAAGAAAAGAGGAGCACAUAAAAGACAGGAUAAAACAGGAAGCUGACAAACCAGAGGCAUCAGAAAAGACCAGCAGAUCAUCAGACGAUCACAAAGGUCAAAAAGGUGAUAUUUGUGCCGUCGUCGAGGCUAAUGAGACGGUGAAUCAGACCAAGCCUGAUAAAGGGCCUUUGAAGGGAGCAAUAGAAACAAAAGUGCGAACAGAAAGCUCUGGAACAGAAGUAGGUCCCGUGGUCAUUGCAGCCGAACCACAGCCUAAUUCUGUAUCAGUGGAAAAAACGAAGCAUUCGCUCGAUGACUCACAUACAGACAGAGCUAAUGAUGUCGAGUUCUCCAGCUCCGAGCCUAAUUCCAAAGCAAAAGCAGCGGCCGAGGAGGUGUCCAUAAAAGCCUCCAAUUACACUCCAGCUCUGAUAAAUGUACAGACGGGCAAUAUGGCAAAGGAAGAGCCUUCUCCUAUUUCUGUCUCUAAACCUAAGAGAAGCCCGAGAGCAGGGCAGGAUGACAGGAAAACCACUGUUAAAGCAGAGCUCUCAGAGGAGAAAAUCUCAGGAGAUGUAGCAAAACUAGUCCCGAGCUCUACUCGCAUGAGCACAGAAGAAAAAGCAGGGCGCCGUCCUGAUAGUAACACUUUAAAACCCACAGUUCAUGAGACAGAGAGGACAGCUGAGGAAACAUCCAGGCCGCUACCAAACGAGCGUCCUCUAGUUCCUAAUGGUGACGUCUUGUCACAUUCACAGCUCCUCACAGUCAAAAAGGAAGCAGGCGAUAACAAGCCAAGUCAAAAAGCACCCACUUCCCCAGAGGCUGAGAAACUGACCCCAGGGUCACCCCAGCGUUCGCCCAUGAAGAAGCUCCAUUUGCCGCGGGGACUAAGCAGAGACGAUGCUACGAGACAACAAGACGCUCCCUCGAGCUGGCUGGAUGUGGACUUCCCCAAACGGAGGCUUAAAGUCUCCGAGCCCAAACUGAGCUAUUCUGGGAGUGAAAGCAACCUCCUGGACACUGAUCUGGACGACGAAGAUUUUGUCGAGAAGAUCAAGAAACUUUGCGCCCCCUUCUCCUUCCCGCCACGCAAACACACCCAGCUUAGGCCACCUCAGCCCCUCUUUGCCAUGCCGGCGAUCAAAGAGGCCCGCUUCGAAAAGACGUUUGACCCCGAGGAGUUUAAGUUCGGCUUGAGGAAGAAGGAUCAGUUCAACUAUGAAACGCCGAGCAUGUUAGCCAAGCUCAAGAAAACCGAGAAGAAAUCUGCUGUGAAGCCCGCAAGGGCCAGUUUGGCCGAUAGGUGCCUGCUGCUCAGCAGCCUGGAGAACGACUCUCGGCACAGGGAGAAAACCCCAGUGAAUGAUGAGGAUGAUGACAAAGAGGAGAAAGACAAUAAGGUCAGGGUGAAGUCUCGCUUGGAGGGGAGCUGUGUCCUCAGCAGCCUCACCUCCACCAGCUUCAGAGGGAAGAGGAACGGAGCUCAAACACAGGCGGACGCCAGCAGCUCUGGGGAUGUUUCUCCCACCAGCCCCCCCCAGCUGAGCCCUCCACCCAUGCCAAGCCCGACGGCCCACGCACCAGUCAAAGACACACUGGCCAAGCAGAGCUCUGCCCUGAGCGGCAGAGAGGAAGCCCAGGCCGCGGAGGCUGUGGUCAAUGACUCAGGUCCUCCGCUUCCUUCCUUUAACGACAUCAAGCUGCCAGACUAUUUGGAGAAGUUCCUCCAGCGGGAACCAGCAAAACCAGUGCUAAGCACACAAGGACAAGAGGAAGUCAAUAGAAAGGUUAUCGAGAAAAUGACGACUGUGGUUCCUGGAGGUGAAGCAGACAUGGCUGUAAAACCAGGUCCGCUGCUUCCUGAGGCUGUUCCUCCACGUUUCCCUGGGAUUCCUCCGAACAAACAUCCUGCUCUGCCUGAGAGGCCUCUGGCUCAGCCGCAUGAGAAACCUGCUCAUCAUAUAAGAGUCGACAAGGGAUUUCACAAGCGUCCUGGAAAGAUGGUGUUAUUUGAGAAACCGGAGUUCGGUGGCCAAGCGUAUGAGAUUCACAGGGAUGUAGCAGAUGCCACGGCUCUGCAGCUCUCGCCCCUCAUAUCUGUGAAGGUUGUCAGAGGAUGCUGGGUGCUCUACGAGAAACCCGACUUCCAGGGCCGCACCAUCGCCUUGGAGGAGGGGGGGAUAGAGCUGACAAACAUGUGGGCCGAGCCCGCUUCGGAGACGGAACCACAAAACCUCCCGCCCAUGCUGAUUGGCUCUGUUCGACUUGCUGUCUGGGAUUACAGCAUACCCCAUAUUGAUCUGUUUACUGAACCAGAGGGCCACGGGAGAGUAACACCGUACCACGAUGACACAAUAGAGACGGGCUCGUUUGGCGUCCCGCUGAGCACGGCUUCCAUCCAAGUGCACUCUGGGGUGUGGCUGCUGUUCAGUGACCCGGGGUUCCAGGGUAUGCUGGCUGUGCUGGAGACAGGAGUGUACCCUUUUCCUGAGGCCUGGGGUUUCCCCUCACCCUUCGUGGGAUCUCUCAGACCUCUGAGAAUGGGGACUUUCAAAGUGGAGAAUCCCAAUGAAGUCAAGGCUGUGGUGUAUGAGCAGCCCGGCUUCGAAGGCUGCUUUUUGGAAAUCGACAGUGAUGUUUUCAGCUUUUGCGAGGAUGAUGUAGACGUUGCCGCAGACGCUGAAAACCUCGACACUAACAAGCUGAAGGCUGUGGGUUCAUUGAAGAUCAUCGGAGGACUCUGGGUGGGCUACAGCCAGCCGGGGUUCGAGGGCCAACAGCACAUCCUGGAGGAAGGAGAGUACCUGGACUGCAGCGAAUGGGGGGGCUCGGAGCAGCUGCUGUCAAUCAGACCAAUACUGACUGAUUUCUUGUCGCCCCACCUGAAAAUGUUCAGCGACAGAGAUUUCGGGAAGCUGGGAGUGAACAUAGACCUCACGGGGCCCGUCAUUAACAUGGACGACACGGGCUACGGCGUGAAGACGCAGUCGAUAGAUGUCAUCGGUGGCGUCUGGGUGGUGUUUGAAGAACCAGGCUUUUGUGGCGAGUCCUACAUCCUGGAGAAAGGCCUGUAUGGGAGCCCGGAGGACUGGGGAGGGCUGCAGCCCAGAGUUGCCUCAGCGAUGACUGUCAUUCUGGAUGAUUUCGAGAACGCAGCCAAGUUUAAGGUGCAGCUUUACUCUGAUCCCGGUUUUCAAGGCUCCGUCGUGGCUCUGGAGGACGGCGCCGCCUCCCUGCAAGACGGCUUCUCUGUGGCCUCCUGCAAGGUUGUGGCUGGCAACUGGGUGGCGUUUGAGGCUGAGGCGUUCACAGGCCGGAUGUAUGUGUUAGAAAUCGGGAGCUACCCAGACCUGAGGUCGAUGGGCUGUGCUGACGGCAGCUCCUCCAUCCUCUCGCUGCAGACUGUCGGCUUUGAGUUCUCGCUGCCGUCCAUCACUCUUUUCGAGCGCUGCGGUCUGCGGGGGAAGAGGCUGGUGCUGACCGACGGCUGCGUUAACCUUCAGCUGGCUGGAGGCUGCAGCCGGGUUCAGUCUGUGCUCGUGGAAGGAGGCAUGUGGAUUCUUUACGAGGGAAUCAACUACCUGGGAGCUCAGAUUCUACUGAAACCCGAUGAGAUUCACGACUGGCGGAAGCUCAGCAGCUGGAACAAAAUCGGAUCCCUCCGCCCUCUGUUACAGAAGCAGGUGCACUUCCGUGUGAGGAACCGACAUUCGGGGCUCAUGAUGUCAGUGACGGGGGAUUUAGACGAAGUUAAACUGAUGCGGAUACAAGAGACAGAGGAGACGGGCGAAUUCGAGCAGAUCUGGAUCCAUCAGAACGGACAUCUCCACUGCAAGCUGCUGGAGGAGUACUGCCUGGGUCCCAGCGGCAGCCUGACGAUGGCAGGAAGCCGCGUGGGUCUCACCCAAGAGUCGGGCGACCACGUCCACCUCUGGAGUAUCACCCCCGACGGCUUUAUCCGCUACACCCACUCCUCUAAUCUGGUCCUGGAAGUCAAAGGGGGCCACAACUACGACAAAAACCAAGUCAUUCUGAACACCCUCGACGCAAAUAAACCCCAACAAAGGUGGGAUGUGGAGAUUAUCUGAGAAACCUCCGAAGCUGCUCGACAGGAUCUUAAUAUCAGCCGAGGCACAGCCGCGUGACGAGUGCUGGAGGACGAGGUACGCUGGAGCAGAGCGGAGAGGAUAUGGAUCUCUCCCGGAGAAUGUACGAAUACCCACUGAAUAUGCAAAUAGAAGUCUGAACUCGUAAUACUUCAUAUUUUACACUUCCAGUAAUAUAUCCAAAGAUUUGUAUUUUAUCUUUUCGUUGAAUAAAUCUGUUUGCCCUGAUGUUAAUUAACUUAAAACAGUGUUAACACGUCUUCCUGUAUUUGUAUUCGACGUUCCUCAGUAUAUUCCAGCUGCACGCACAGAAAGGAAACAAAAAACAAUAUCUCCUGAAAUGUCUUUUAUCGGUUUUUUAAUCAACACCAUACACACAAGUCUUUUGUUAACAAAAUAAAAGUAUUUUUGUCAAUAAAUACAUUGUACAGUAGAAUGAGCAGGUACUUGGUGUACUACAGUGUGGAAGCGCAUAAAGUGUCAUUAUUUGUUGUUCCCUCACAGGCUUUUUCUGCUCAGAGUAAUAACAUGAGAUGCAUGAUGGGAAAAAUGAGCGCUCAUGGAGACAAAUGUAAAAUAAUGUAAAUAGUUAUCUGCCUUAUCGUGCUGCUUCACCUUGUACUGGACAUAAACGCAUCUAUUGACAAACA
Hippoglossus stenolepis (Pacific halibut) is the source of this 7769-nucleotide messenger RNA. RefSeq names its product beta/gamma crystallin domain-containing protein 1. The transcript has 25 exons. The record is from RefSeq and is a predicted model, not a curated record. Lineage: Eukaryota; Metazoa; Chordata; Actinopteri; Pleuronectiformes; Pleuronectidae. The coding region runs from base 196 to 7101 and encodes 2301 amino acids.